AUGUCGAACGCAUCCUCUCCGAGGCAUGUGCCUCCUCCGGUAGCGACCGACUUCUCUAAUAGUCCACAUAUGGCUGCACCUGCGCAAGCCCACACUGCUUCCUCUCCCGGGCGCAACGCUCACUUCAAGCCUGUUCCUCUGCGAGCUGCAACCCGCCACAGCAUCGACUUGGACGACUACUUCCAAGGCCCGCGAGACAUUAAACAUCAUUCCAGAUGGCCAUAUCUGUUACGUCUGCACGGCUCCAUUCUGCCAAAGUUGAUAAUUCCCCUCAUGAUCGUAACAUGCUGGUCAAUACUCAUUACCUGCAUUUGCAAAUACGUCCAGCGCCUUGUGGUCGACCCGGUUCUUCUGACGGUCCUUGGUUUUGUGGUCGGUUUGGGUCUUUCUUUCCGUUCUUCGACCGCGUAUGAGCGUUAUGCCGAGGGCGCGAGGUAUUGGGCGACGCUACAAUUAUCCUCCCGCAACCUCGCCCGCAUGAUCUGGAUCCACUCCAACGAGCGUCACGAUCAAGAUGAAGAUCUUGGUAAGGCCGAUCUGCUCUCCAAGGUGACAGCUAUCAACCUCAUCAAUGGCUUCGCAAUAGCCCUGAAGCAUCGCCUCCGCUUCGAGGUUGCCCCCGACUACCCAGACUUGGCUCCAUACAUCGACAUCCUCACCACCAUGGCGGGCAACGCAGAUACUGCAUGCCUGCACCCCAAGCCCAGGACUAAAGCCAAGGCUACGGGCGAGUUCCUGGGUAUCACUUUUGCCGAAUCGAACCCACGCAAGCUUAUGAAGCAAUCGAGGGACAACCUGGGCAAUAUCCCGCACGAAAUUCUUGCGUACCUUCAGGCUUACACCGAGCACAUCUUCAGCGCUGGCACCCUCACCAACGGGCCCAUACAGUCCAGCAUCAUCACCCAACUUGGCAUUCUGGCGGAUGUUGCAACCGGCACUGAGCGGAUCGUCAAUCACCCCAUGCCUCUAGCUUACUCCAUCUCCAUUGCCCAAAUCACCUGGGUCUAUGUCAUGGUGCUCCCCUUCCAGCUCUACGAUCUUCUUGAAUGGAUCACGAUCCCGGGCACCAUCUUCGCGGCCUACAUCAUUCUCGGACUUGGGGCCAUUGGUGCCGAAAUCGAGAAUCCCUUUGGCAAUGACGUCAACGACCUACCCCUCGACCAAUACUGCCGCGAGCUCCAAGGCGACCUCGACGUCCUGACCAGCAUCUCCCGCACCGAACGCAGCUGGAACAUCGGCGCUGGGGCCGGCGCCGCCCAGUGGCUGUCACACCACCAGAAUAAGGUCCUGUGGCCGUUGAGCGCGAGCGGCUGGGACCACUGGGAGGAGAAGCCACUCGGCGAGAUCCGCGAGGCGUUGUGGGAGAAGGCCGUCAGCGCGGAUCGGAAGCGCAAGAGCAUGGCGUUGCACCGCGCGGAGGGCCAGAGGCAGGAGGCACAGAGGCAGGAGGAGAGGGAGAAGGGAGCCGCGUUGGAGAAGGUGCUGAGUCGGAGGAAGGUCAGUGACACCACCGAGGAGACGAGAGCGACUGGCCAUGACGCCGUCUAA
Molecule: messenger RNA, 1548 nt
Organism: Cyphellophora europaea CBS 101466
Lineage: Eukaryota; Fungi; Ascomycota; Eurotiomycetes; Chaetothyriales; Cyphellophoraceae
Exons: 2
Coding region: 1-1548 (515 amino acids)
Molecular function (GO): chloride channel activity
Source: RefSeq, a predicted model, not a curated record